Molecule: messenger RNA, 835 nt
Organism: Gamsiella multidivaricata
Lineage: Eukaryota; Fungi; Mortierellomycota; Mortierellomycetes; Mortierellales; Mortierellaceae
Exons: 4
Coding region: 70-504 (144 amino acids)
Source: RefSeq, a predicted model, not a curated record
CUUACUUCCAUCUACUCAUCCCACGCGCUCCGAACAAUCUCCUUCAUUCCUUUUUUUUAAUAACCAACAAUGAUUCACAUCCCAUAUGUCGCUGGAGGAGCUGUCCUCCUAGGUGGUCUUUAUAACCAGCUUUCUGGAACCCUUGUCUACGGUCCUCUCUUCGGGAAAGUCUGGGUUGAUGCCAUGAACAAGGAUAAGGGUAGCCCAGGCUGGAGGGACGUGAACUCCAAGGACGGCACGCCAAUCCUAAUGCUCAAGGAGUUCGUCAUGAACUUGAGUAAGUCGUGGUUCACUGGGCUGCUUCUUAAUCUGACGCAGGCUCGUACCAUGUCCCAGGCUGCCCAGCUUGGCGCCUUCUUGUACUUUGGCGUUCUGGCUCCGACUAUUAUCUCGGAGACCGUGUGGGAGAAGCGACCUAAUGAUCUGCAAAAGUUCAAGCUGCUCUCUGGAUUUAGCAGCACCGUGCUGCUGGCCUGUGUAAUGCACUGGUGGGGUACCGCAUAAGUGGAUCUUGUCCUAUCCGCAUCCAUAGUUCAAAUAUGAAUCUCGAGUUGCGCAUGAAUUUGCCCGUAUCCCAAAAACCCUUAGGAAAACCUAUGCUGCUCUUCGGCAAAGGUUGUUAGCGGUAUAAGUUUUGUUUGCCAUUCAAAGGUUGCAGCACAUGCGUUGUAAAUAGCAAUAAUGACGAUAAUAAACCAGAAUUGUACAUUUGUUGCUUUCAAAGCAGCGCUAUUGCACGUAUAACAAUCACGACAGGCAUUUCUCGUUCAGCUAUCACCGAAUUAGGUUUGCGAUGAUCACGGCAUAUUUUAUCUCAAAGGUAAUGGAAAUGAAA